This is a messenger RNA of Batrachochytrium dendrobatidis JAM81, 1344 nucleotides long. RefSeq lists its product as uncharacterized. The transcript is spliced from 4 exons. Gene Ontology annotation, molecular function: translation initiation factor activity. Gene Ontology annotation, biological process: translational initiation. The record is from RefSeq and is a predicted model, not a curated record. NCBI's taxonomy places the organism in Eukaryota, Fungi, Chytridiomycota, Chytridiomycetes, Rhizophydiales. Gene Ontology annotation, cellular component: eukaryotic translation initiation factor 3 complex; cytoplasm. The annotation marks the transcript as partial.
GGCUCUAAUUCUCGUCUACAAUCUACCUCGGCUGCUUCUACUGGUGCCAGAAGAGGAGGCGGUCGCUUUGCUGAUCGCCAGGCCAAGAUUCGUGAACCUUCCGUCAAGGUUGAUCCCAACUGGGAUGUUGUUGAAGAAUUGGACUUUGCUCGCAUAAGCAAGUUGUAUUAUCAAUGUGAUCCUCCUGUCGAUAUUGCCGUUUACGGCUCUGUUCAAUAUAUUGACAAGGCCUAUGAGCGCAUCUCUUCAAAGAAUGAAAAACCUUUGCUUGUUACUAAAAAAACCCAUCACAAUGUCACUGCCUUUGACGAUCCUGUUUUGCAAAAUCUGGCAAAAUCUGCAGAUGGCUACACUAUCAUCACAACUAGCUCUGUUUUGGCUGCUCUGAUGGCUUCUACUCGCUCCAUCAAUUCAUUUGAUAUCAUUGUCACCAAGAAAAAAAAUAUCGUCUAUUUGGACAAGCGUGAUGGCGGUGUUUUGGACUUGCCUACGGUCAAUGAAAAUGCUUCUGAUGCUCCUAUGGAUGGGCCUGAUAAAGCAACCAACAUCAACAGUCCUCUUGCUUUGGCUCAUGAAGCUGGUGAUAUUGUUCGAUCCUAUUCUCAGCAAGUAUUGCGCGAGGCAGAGCGAGUUACCUUUACCAAUCCUAGUCCAUUUUCUCAUGGUGAACCUGCAGAAGCAUUGGUUUCUGCAGCAUACAGAUACCGACAAUGGCAGCUGGGUGAGAUGAAGCUGAUUGCACGCACACAGAUAGAUGCAGCAGUUCAUCAGCCAGGAGCUGGACUCGACACAGAACCUCCAUCUGGUGUUGCCUUUUCAAGUGCUUCCGAGUCGGACACUCUUUAUGCUACCAUUAGAUCUCUUAAUGAAUUUGAUCCUCGUGCACCGGGUGCUGGAGGUGCUCCGUCAUGGCGUCAAAAACUAGAUUCUCAACGAGGCGCAGUGGUAGCGACUGAACUUAAAAACAAUGCCAACAAGCUAUGCAGAUGGACAAUCGAGUCACUUUUGGCUUCUGCUGAUCAGAUUCGUCUUGGAUUUGUAUCUCGUUCUAACCCACGAGACCGUAAGCGACACGGUAUUCUUGGAUCCAUGGUCUACAAGCCUGAUGAUUUGGCAACACAUAUUCACUUGAAUGUAGGGGCAGGAUGGGGACUGGUUAAAGCUUUUGGAGACUUGUGUGAAGGACUAGAUGAUGGCAAAUACCUGUUGAUGCGUGACCCCAACAAGCCAGUCCUAAAACUAUACAAAGUGCUGAUUCGAAAACCUGUUGAGAAUACAAUCGAAGAUGAAGAUUUUUGGUACGAUGAAGAUGAAGAAGAUUUGGAAGAUGAAGACGAGGAUUAA